Molecule: messenger RNA, 1006 nt
Organism: Diachasma alloeum
Lineage: Eukaryota; Metazoa; Arthropoda; Insecta; Hymenoptera; Braconidae
Exons: 3
Coding region: 104-553 (149 amino acids)
Biological process (GO): cilium organization
Source: RefSeq, a predicted model, not a curated record
GAACUGGUGUUUAUAAUCGUCAAACAGCUGAUGCCUCAUAAUCACUCAUAAUUUCCCUGUCAAACCCCCGAGUAAUAAAUACGACAAAUCCCAGACAAUUCUCAUGAAGACACUGACGAUGGAUCCAUGGGGCUCUGGCCCAGAAGUGCCAGCGAGUGAAGCCUCGACUUCCUUUGAGGAUUCAUUCGUAACAGCGCAGGCUGAUGUCAUGAGGUUAGACGACUCUGAUCAAUACCUCCAGAGACUUUACUCAAGACUCCGUCAAGUCCAGGGUGGAACCUCGAAGAAGGACCUCGUGAACUCCCUGUCCCAAGUCAAGGAGGACACAAUCGCUCGACUAAUCACCAGUGGCAGAAGAUUAGACCCCGAAGAAGAAGCCAUCCUCGGGACUAAUCCCUUGUUGAGACACAUAACACCGCAUCUUCAGGCGCUGACAGCGAGCGAACUGGUGCACCUGCUGAAAGCCGACGUCCUCCAAUCAUCGACAGACGAGCAACAAGAAGGAGAGUCAGCCCCGGAUGACCCAAUCCCCUCGCCAACGUCCUCCAAUUAAUUACCUCAAAAUUUUUAAUUAAAACCGUAAUCAAGUCCUCCCUAUCCAGCCCUGUAAACGAGAAUUGCAUUAAACUGUUCUGUCUUGAGAAUAACUUCAUGAAAUCCUGAGGAAAUAUUCACGGGAAGGAUCCUCCACCGAUUGAACACAUCUCCCCUCCCCUUUUCCCUAGUUACCAGAGACAAUAGCGUCUCGUCAAAUUUGCGGGGGAGUCGUUUCACGUAUGAAACUGGGUUAUCCCACCGAGUACAUAGGUUUUCCAACAUAAUAUCCACCCUGAGCAUAUUUAGAGGACUUGAUUCUCGACUGGGGCGUGGCUGUUGCUGGGAUGUGCAUUGAACAUAUCUCAAUUACGAAUUCUGUUGAACGAGUUGGGCAAAUGUUGUGAAACAUUGAGAGGAACGAAAUGAUGUAAUCAAAUUAAUUAGAUGAAUAAAUGGAGAUGGAGAUGGA